GUAAUGAUGGAUGACAGUGUGUAUCAGUCUCUCUCUCGCCCGAGACCCGGGAUGGAGCUCAGCUACUCCAGCUCGUCUGAGGAAGACGAGGGAACCGACCUUCGUCACAAGCACUACCGCGACACGCACUCGCACACGCACUCCGACUACGAGCCGGACCGCCGGUUCACCUACAACAGCCACAAGGUCCGCAGGAAACCCCACGACCCCAUCCAGAAAGAAUCGGCUCAGAUGGCUUUUCCGGACUUCCAGACUGAGCUCCAUUCAGCCAAUCAAGAGCUGGCAUACCCUGGAGGUGGCGCUUCAGUGGGGAUGGCCUCUGACCCUGAGUCUGAGGGUGGAGCUUCUCCUGACCACGCCCUCCGGCUGUGGAUGCAGGAAGUGAAGUCAGAGCGUACUUCCUGUGUUUCAAGCCGAGCGAAUUCCGUCCUGUCGCUGACCGAUACGGAGCAGGAGGGACGGGGCGAGCAGGACAACGACAACGAUCUUCCCUCCAGUCCUGUUGCUCGUUUCUCCUUCAGGCCGUUACCCCCUCCUCCCCCUCCACCCCACGCCUGUACCUGCGUGCGUCCAGCACCGUCCACCGCCCCGGAGCUGAUCCAGAGAAACACGCUGCCGGCCCGCGGACACCAGAGUGACCCGACCAAAACAGUGCAGGACGACGGCUGCCAGUCAGAAAACACCUGGGGUCUAAACAGUAACAUACCACUGGAGACCAGGCACUUCCUGUUCAAGCACGGCUCUGGUUCCUCGACGCUCUUCAACGCAACCAAUCAGAACUACCCACUGACCUCCAGUACGGUCUACUCUCCGCCCCCCAGGCCGUUACCCAGAACCCCCCUGACCAGGCCGCUCUUCUCCUUCAGUAAACCGUAUCGCUGCUGUAACUGGAAGUGUACAGCCCUGAGCGCCAGCGCCGUCACCGUCACGCUCGCCCUGCUGCUCACUUACGUCAUCGUAGUGAAUCUGCUGGGGUUGCCGUGGAGUUUGCGCAAGUUGGAUACGGAGCUGUUUGAGAACGGGAAAGCUGGACGCGCUCAAGAGGAGGGAAAUGACCUCGUCUCCACAGCGCAGCACCCGACGCCCAACACCACUCACACAGAUAAGGACCCGUCGCAGCGUGGGCGGGGCAUCGACAGAGGUGAAGUUGACAUCGGCACUCAGCUGGUCCAGGUGAUUCCCCCGGGUCAGUUCUGGAGAUUCAGCGUGGUGGUCCAACAUCCGGAGUACAUCCGCUUCAACAUCUCACACACACACAACGCUCUGCUGGGAAUCUACGGCAGGAGGAACCUGCCACCCACCCACACACAGUUCGACUUUGUGAAGCUGCUGGAUGGGAAGCUGAAGCAGGAAUCUCGGAAUCCUGACAUUCCCAAGGUUUCUGCAUCAAAUGGUUUACUGAGUGCCCUCCAGGAAACGGUGUUUAUGGAAUAUCUGGACCUGGGCACCUGGCACCUGGCCUUCUACAACGACGGGCGCAAAAUGGAGCAGGUGCUGGUGCACAGCACCGCUAUCGAAAUGAUGGACGGUUGCUCCACUAACUGUAACGGGAACGGUGAAUGUGUUGCUGGUCACUGCCAUUGUUUCACCGGCUUCCUCGGACCGGACUGUUCCAAAGACUCAUGCCCCGUGCUGUGCAGCGGUAACGGCGAGUAUGAGAAGGGGGUGUGUGUGUGUCGUGUAGGCUGGAAGGGGGCAGAGUGUGAGGUGGAGGACGGGCAGUGUAUCGACCCCACCUGCUCCAACAACGGGGAGUGUGUCGACGGAACCUGUGUGUGCGCACCCGCCUUCAAAGGAGUCAACUGUGAGGAAGUGGACUGUGUUGACCCGUCGUGUUCGGGGCGGGGUGUGUGUGUGCGGGGUGAGUGUGUGUGUUCUGCAGGGUGGGGGGGUGAGGUGUGUGAGACCCCUCUGCCGGCGUGUAAAGAGCAGUGUUCCAGACACGGCACGUACCAGCCUCAGACCGGAGUGUGUGUGUGUGAGCAGGGCUGGACGGGAACAGACUGCUCCACAGAGUUGUGCCCGCUGCCCUGUAGCGUCCACGGCGUGUGCGUUGGUGGGCAGUGCCAGUGUGAGGAUGGGUGGGAGGGGCCUGUCUGUGACAAACAGGCCUGCCAUCCAGUGUGUGAAGAGCACGGAGAGUGUAAGGACGGGCAGUGUGUGUGUCACCCCGGCUGGGAAGGAGAGCACUGCACGAUCGCACAUUACCUGGAUCUGCUUGAUAAAGAUGCGUGUCCCGGUCUCUGUAAUGGUAACGGUCGCUGUACUCUGGAACAGAGCGGGUGGCACUGUGUCUGUCAGUCCGGCUGGAGCGGUCCGGGCUGUAGCGUCGUCAUGGAAAUGCAGUGCAAUGACAGCGGAGAUAACGAUGGAGAUGGUUUGGUGGACUGUGUAGACCCGGACUGUUGCAGCCAGCAAGUGUGUGUAAACUCUCCGCUGUGCCAGGGGUCCCCUGACCCCCGUGACAUCAUCCAGCAGAUCCACGCCCCCUUUGCGCCACGCCCCUCGCAGCAGUUCUUUGAACGAGUGCGGUUCCUCGUCGGGAGAGACAGCACACACACACUGCCGGGGGAUCUGCCGUACGACAGCAGUCGUGUUUGUGUGAUUAGAGGUCAGGCGUUGUCGUCUGAUGGAACCCCUCUGGUUGGCGUUAACGUCACGUUUCAGCAGAAUCCUGAAUACGGAUACACGCUCAGCCGGCAGGACGGCAGUUUUGACCUGCUGGCUGUGGGGGGAGUGUCCGUCACCCUGCUGUUCCAAAGAGCCCCUUUCCUCCCCCAGACGCGCUCCGUCUGGUUGCCAUGGAAUCAGUUCGUUGUGCUGGAGGGGGUCGUGAUGUCCCGCUCCGAGUCCCGCCCCCCUGUCUGCGAAGAGAAGAAUCUGAUUGGCCCAAAUCCCACGGUUCUCCCCGCCCCUCUCACACGAUUCGCUGGAAACUGUCAGGAAAGAGGACCUGUGAUACCUGAGCUACAGGCGGUUCAGGAGGAGAUAGAGAUAGCUGGGAGUUUUCUGAAGCUCAGUUAUCUCUCCACUCGUUCUCCCGGUUAUCGCUCUCUCCUGCGGGUCAUUCUCACUCAUGCUGUCCUGCCGGUGGGUUUGGCCAAAGUCCAUCUGUCGGUCAGUGUGGAGGGGAUGCUGGUCACUAAGUGGUUUCCUGCUUCUCCGAACCUCGUCUACGUUUUCUCCUGGAACAAAACGGACGUUUACGGACGGCAGGUCACCGGACUGGUGCAGGCGCAGGUCUCUGUGGGGUUUGAGUACGAGUCCUGUCCAGACUUCAUCAUCUGGCAGAAGCGGACGGCGCAGCUGCAGGGAUUCGAAAUGAUUUCCUCUCACCUGGGCGGGUGGGCACUGGACAAACACCACACACUCAACCUGGAGAGCGGAAUUCUCCACAAAGGGGACGGGGAGAACGUCUUUAUUUCCCAGCAGCCCCCACUCAUCUCCACGGUGAUGGGGACGGGGGCGGUGCGUCCGAUCGCGUGUCCGAGCUGUAACGGCCCGGCGGCCGAACGGAAGCUCUUCGCUCCCGUGGCGCUGGCGUGCGGGUCGGACGGAAGCGUAUACAUCGGAGACUUCAACUUUAUCCGGAGAAUUCUGCCCAACGGAUUCACCGUCAGUGUCCUGGAGCUCAGAAACAGAGAUAUCAGACACAGCGCCAGUCCUGCUCAUAAGUACUACCUGGCUCUGGACCCGGUCAGCGAGGCCGUGUACGUGUCGGACAGCAGCAGUCGGAGGAUUCUGAGGCUGAAGGCUGUGACCGAGCCGCGAGAUCUGAGCCGGAACGCCGAGGUUUUGGCCGGAAACGGAGAGCAGUGCACUCCUUUCCACCCCAACCAGUGUGGAGACGGCGGCAAAGCCACUGACGCCUCGCUCAUCAACCCCAGAGGUAUCGCUGUCGAUAAAUACGGCUCGGUUUACUUCGUGGACGGAACCACGAUCCGCAAGAUUGAGAAGGGCAUCAUCACCACGGUGAUGGGAUCAAACGGACUCACCUCCACCCAGCCGAUCAGCUGUGACACACACAUGGACAUCAGCCAGGUGCGUCUCGAAUGGCCCACUGACCUGGCUAUAAGUCCACUGGAUAACUCCCUGUAUGUGCUGGACAAUAACCUGGUGCUGCAGGUCAGCGAUGUUGGCCUGGUCCGUGUUGUUGCCGGGAGACCGAUCCACUGCCCACUUCCUGUCACUGAGCCGCCAGCCACGGGCCCGGCGUCCACACAGUCAGCACUGGAGGGAGCCAAGGCCAUCGCCGUCAGCCACCAGGGGGUGCUGUACAUUGCUCAGACUGACGACAGAAAGCUCAGCCGCAUCCUGGAGGUCAACACCAAUGGGGAAAUGUCCGUCAUCGCUGGGACAGUUAGCGAGUGUGACUGUAAAAUUGAUCCAGACUGUGACUGUUUCUCUGGUGAUGGAGGCUACGCUCGGGACGCUAAGCUAAAAUCCCCCUCUGCUCUGGCUGUGUCUCCGAAUGGGACACUCUACAUCGCUGAUUUGGGUAACGUCCGUGUGCGCUCCUUGGUUGCCAGGCAACCGCGGCUGACCUCUGACCUCCUGUAUGAGGUCAUGUCCGUGGCGCAGCAGGAAGUUUACCUGUUCGCCCCGAAUGGCACUCACCUGUACACACGCUGCCUCGUCACCGGGGACUACCUGUACAACUUCAGCUACGUGGGAGCGGGGCUGGUCGCCGCAGUGACGGCCAGCGAGGGGGGCGCGGUCCAGGUGAGGCGGGACUCUAACGGAUCACCGCUGUGGCUGGUCACACCUGGCGGACAGGUGUACUGGCUGACCCUGAGCACCGCGGGGACGCUGAGGAGAGUCUCCGCCCUCGCGCACGACCUCGCCCAGAUCAGUUACUACGGAAACACCGGCCUGCUGGCGACCAUGAGCAACGAAAACGCCUGGACCACCGUCUACGAGUAUAACUCUGACGGUCACCUGAUCAAUGUGACCUUGCCGACGGGAGAGGUCAGCAGUUUCCAUGGUGACAUGGGCAAGUCUGUCAGGGUGGAGGCGUCAACUUCAAACCGAGAAAACUUCAUUACCAUCACCAACCACUCAGAGGACAACACCGUUUACACACUCAGACAAGCUCACUCUGUCAGUGUGUAUCGUGUCAGCGGUGAUGGAUCUCUGUGGGUGACCUAUGCCAGUGGGAUGGACGUCACUUUGAGCACUGAGCCUCAUCUGUUGCCAGGGCUGUUGCCAGGUGUGUCACCAGGGGCAGUCCAUCCUACCAUGGGCAGAUGCAACAUCACGUUGCCGGGGGAACAGAGCCACAGCAUCAUCGAGUGGAAACAGAGGCGAGAACAGGCCAGAAACUACAGCACAUACGAGCGCAGACUGAGGGCCCACAACAGGAACGUUCUCUCUAUAGACUAUAACCAGGCAUCCCGUGUGGGGAAGAUUUACGAUGACCACCGUAAGUUUACCCUGCGCCUGCAGUAUGAUGACCGUGGCCGGCCGGUGCUUUGGGCACCGAGUAAGUUCAGUGAUGUUCGGGUCAGUUACACCAGCGAUGGCCUGCUGGCUUCCAUCCAGAGAGGAAACUGGAGUGAACGCAGAGAUUACGACAACGGCAGGCUAAUCACCCAAACAUGGGCUAACGGCAAAACCUGGAGCUACAGCUUUCAGGAGAAGUCAAUCCAGCUGUUGCUGCACAGUCAGAGGCGCUACACAUUUGAAUAUGACCAGACGGAUUACCUCAUGUCCAUCACGCUGCCCAGCAUGGUCAAACACGGCCUGCAGACCGCGCUGUCCAUCGGUUACUACCGUAACACCUACACGCCACCGGACGCCCCAGGCCACGCGCUGGUGCAGGAUUACUCCCCUGAUGGACGGCUGCUGCAAACACUGUACUUGGGCUCUGGUAGACGGGUGAUCUACAAGUACAGCAGGACGUCCAGGCUCAGUGAGAUCCUCUUCGACUCCACACUUGUCAGCUUCACUUAUGACGAGUCGUCUGGUGCUGUCAAGACCGUCCACCUCAUGCAAGAGGGGUUUGUGUGUACAAUACGCUAUAGGCAGACCGGUCCUUUGGUGGGCAGGCAGAUCUACCGUUUCAGCGAGGAGGGUUUAGUCAACGCCCGCUUUGACUACAGCUACAACAACUUCCGGGUCACCAGCAUGCAAGCCAUGAUUAAUGAGACGCCGCUCCCCAUCGACCUUUACCGGUAUGUGGAUGUGUCGGGCCGGAUCGAACAGUUCGGCAAGUUCAGCGUCAUCAGCUACGACCUCAAUCAGGUCAUCACCACACAUGCCAUGAAGCACAGCAAAAUCUUCAACCCCAACGGUCAGGUGGUGGAGGUGCAGUACGAGAUCCUCAAGUCCAUCGCCUUCUGGAUGACGCUGCAGUACGACAGCUUGGGCCGUGUCGCAAACUGCGACAUCCGCAUCGGUGUGGAUGGGAACAUCACACGCCGCUCGUACGAGUACGACGCAGACGGUCAGCUCCAGUCGGUUGCCGUUGAUGAUCGACCACAGUGGCGCUACAGCUAUGACCUCAAUGGCAACAUCAAUCUGCUAAGUCAUGGCAACAGCGCAAGGCUCACACCACUACGCUACGACUUACGAGACCGAAUUACGCGGCUGGGUGAGAUCCAGUACCGGACAGAUGACGACGGAUUCCUGCGCGUCCGUGGCAACCUAGUCUUCGAAUACACUUCCAAUGGACUUCUGACAGGAGCGUUGGACCGAGACACUGGGAAACGGGUCUGGUAUCGCUACGACGGCCUGGGAAGGCGCGUUUCUAGUCGAAUUAGCGAUGGCACACUUCUGCAGUUUUUCUAUGCUGACUUGACCGAACCCACCAGAGUCACUCAUUUGUACAACCACACAGCAUCUGAAAUCACCUCCCUCUACUACGACCUGCAGGGUCACCUGAUUGCCAUGGAGAUGAGCAGCGGUCAGGAGUUUUAUAUAGCCUGUGACGCGGCAGGAACCCCACUAGCCAUCUUCAGCAGCCGAGGCCAGGUAGUUAAGGAGCUUCGCUACACACCCUACGGAGACGUCUAUAGGGACUCGAACCCAUCCUUCCUGCUUCCGUUUGGCUUCCAGGGUGGACUCUAUGACCCCCUGACCCGGCUGGUGCACCUCGGUCGCCGAGACUAUGAUGUGGUUGCCGGGAGGUGGACCACGCCCAAUCAUGACCUGUGGGCAGAGGUGAGCGCGGACCCCAAGCCGUUCAACCUGUAUGCCUUCAGGAACAACUACCCUCUCGGUGGCCUGCAAGACGUCACUAAGUUUACAACAGAUAUCAGCAGUUGGCUGCAGCUGUUUGGAUUCCAGCUUCACAACGUGGUGCCAGGGUUCCCCAAGCUGCCAGUGGAGAACACAGAGCAAACAUAUGAGAUGAUGAACGUUCAGAGCCGCACACAUAGCUGGGACCCCAGCAAGAUUGUUCUCGGCAUCCAGUGUGAGCUUCAGAAACUCCUGCAGAACUUUAUCUCUCUGGACCGUCUCCCUAUGACCCCGGCCAACAGCAGGCCGGGAGGCCGUCGGGGGCGGAGCCCACGGUUCUCCGCCCUCUCCUCCAUCUUUGGCAAAGGCGUGAAGUUUGCUGUCCGCGCUGACGGCACAGUCAGCGCUGAGAUCAUCGGGGUGGCCAGCGAGGACAGCCGACGCAUUGCUGCAGUGAUGAACGGCGCCACCUACCUGCGAGGCUUGCGCUUCACAGUGGAUGGCCGAGACACGCAUUAUUUCACCAAGGACAGCCCACUGGAGGCAGACCUUGGCGUGGUCUGGGGUGGAAGUGGAGCCACUGGUGGAGGGGCGAGGGUCUUGGAGAAUGGUGUCAAUGUUUCGGUCUCCCAGAUGAGCGCCGUGGUUGCCGGAGAAACUAGGAGAUUCGCAGAUUUGGUCCUGCAGCAGGGAGCGCUGUGCUUUAACAUCCGCUAUGGGGCAACGCUGGAUGAGGAACGAACACGAGUGCUGGAGGGGGCCCGGCUCAGGGCGGUGCAAGGGGCGUGGCUGUUGGAACAGAGGCGUGUUAGAGAUGGAGAGGGUGGGGCAAGGGUGUGGGGCAAUAAGGAAAGAGAGGAACUUCUGUCAGCAGGGCAUGUUUCCGGUUACGAAGGGUUUUACGUUUUGCCGGUUGAACAGCAUCCUGAGCUAGCGGACAGUCCGUUUAACAUACAGCUGAUUAGACAGACAGAUGUUGGCCGAAGGUAACGGCGGCACCAACACACACACACACACACACACACACACACACACACACACACACACACACACACACACAGCACUAUAGCAGGGAUACCUCAUUCAGAUCCUGAGGUGCUUUAGUUCAACACAGUUUGGUCAUUUUCCUGUUCUAGCACACCUGAUUCAAUUCAGCAGUUGGGCUGCAACAAUUAGCAUUGUUUACUUUAAAAAUUACUCUAUAAUGUUCAUAUGAUCCACAGAGUCAUUCUGACAGACUGUAAUACACUACAGGAAGUGUAGGGGGCGAUAUGGCUUCUACUGUUUCAUUUAAAAAGCCUCUAUAAUGUUCAUAUGAUCCACGCAGUCACUCUGACAGACUGUAAUACACUACAGGAAGUGUAGGGGGCGAUAUGGCUUCUAUUGUUUCAUUUAAAAAUGUUUAAUAUUGUUCAAAUGAUCCACACAGUCAUUCUUACAGAUUAAUCUGUAGGGGGUGAUUUUUCUAUUAUUUUAUUUCAAGAAAUUUGAGUGGUGGCAACAAAGGAU
Molecule: messenger RNA, 8688 nt
Organism: Colossoma macropomum (tambaqui)
Lineage: Eukaryota; Metazoa; Chordata; Actinopteri; Characiformes; Serrasalmidae
Product: teneurin-1-like
Biological process (GO): signal transduction; heterophilic cell-cell adhesion; neuron development
Cellular component (GO): neuron projection; membrane
Molecular function (GO): protein heterodimerization activity; protein homodimerization activity; cell adhesion molecule binding
Source: RefSeq, a predicted model, not a curated record